AUGGGGCUCCUGUCGUUAACUCCCACGUUCACCCAAGGCUUCAUUCUGGGACAAGUAUCCGUUCUAGUGUUCCUUGGCUACGUUCUGCGCUAUCUUUUCUUCGACACAACGGGGCCUCAACCCGUGUCUACUGGUGAUGACGAUAGCCAGGAUGAUCAAGCCGAGGGCGAGCCGAGCGAUUUGCCCAACUUGUUUAACCACAAAGCCCAACGCUUACACUUGGAAGACCAUGAAGGGGCACACUUGGGCAUGCCUGAUUACGUUCAAAAGCUUCGGGACAGUUCGGAAAGUCUUGAAUGGCUCAAUUUCUUGCUUGCACGUAUUGCCCAAUCAUACCGUGAGGCUUUACGCCGGGGCCCACCAAUGAGUGGUGGAGAUGAAGUGGCGAGGAUGAGGAUCGAAAGAUGGUCUCCCGUAAAGGUUCAUUCUGUAUCAUUGGGGACUUCGGCGCCUAAAUUGUCCAACGCUCGUGUUGUUCGUUCUUCUGAAACAGGCGAAGCGAUUAUAAAUUUUGACCUACUAUAUACGGAUACCCUAUCGAUGACACUCUCUACUUCGUUCCUCUUUAAUUAUCCAUCCGUCUCAUUUGCACGUUUGCCAAUUUCUCUUUCUAUUUCACUCUCCCUAUUUUCUGCCGUAGUAACCAUAUCCCCACCAACCUUCGAUACGCCCUCCUUCACGCUUUCGCUUCGGCCCGACUUCUCCCUAUCACUCACACAGUCCUCACUCAUGGGCUCGCGCGCCAAACUAUCGGAUGUGCCGAAAGUGCACCAGAUGAUCGCAGACAGAAUUAAAGCGGCGUUCUUGGCUAAGGCCAAGGCUUACCGAGUUGCCCUACCCGGGACCUGGGAGCACAGCGACGUCUUAGGCAAAGAGAACACGGGACUUGAUGUGUAUGUCGAAUCUUAG
Cantharellus anzutake is the source of this 909-nucleotide messenger RNA. RefSeq lists its product as uncharacterized. Gene Ontology annotation, cellular component: ERMES complex; endoplasmic reticulum. Gene Ontology annotation, biological process: phospholipid transport. Gene Ontology annotation, molecular function: lipid binding. Bases 1 to 909 code for a protein of 302 amino acids. The record is from RefSeq and is a predicted model, not a curated record. Lineage: Eukaryota; Fungi; Basidiomycota; Agaricomycetes; Cantharellales; Hydnaceae. The transcript has 5 exons.